CCCGCGGCCGCUCAACGCCUCCAAGCCGACGGGGUCUCUCGGGCACCGCGCUCCGGGGCGGCCCGGGAAAGGAGGUGCCGUGAAGGUCAUCAGAAGGUCGUGCGGCGCCGGAGCUACGACGAGUGCGUGUGGGACUCGGAAAGUUCAUCAUGUCUAUUCUCAAGAUCUUUGCCAGAGAGAUAUUCGACUCUCGUGGAAAUCCCACCGUCGAAGUGGAUCUCUUCACCCAAAAAGGGCUCUUCAGAGCUGCUGUGCCCAGUGGUGCCUCAGCUGGUAUCUAUGAGGCCCUUGAGCUCCGGGACAAUGACAAGACACGCUACAUGGGGAAAGGUGUCUCAAAGGCUGUUGAGCACAUCAAUAAAACUAUUGCACCUGCCCUGGUUAGCAAGAAACUGAACGUCGUGGAGCAGGAGAAGAUUGACAAACUGAUGAUCGAGAUGGACGGAACUGAAAAUAAAUCUAAGUUUGGUGCGAAUGCCAUUCUGGGCGUGUCCCUUGCUGUCUGCAAGGCUGGAGCCGUGGAGAAGGGGGUGCCCCUGUACCGUCACAUUGCUGACCUGGCUGGCAAUUCAGAAGUCAUCCUGCCAGUUCCCGCUUUCAACGUGAUCAAUGGUGGCUCUCACGCGGGCAACAAGCUGGCCAUGCAGGAGUUCAUGAUCCUCCCAAUCGGCGCAGCCAACUUCAGGGAGGCCAUGCGCAUCGGAGCAGAGGUUUACCACAACCUGAAGAAUGUCAUCAAGGAGAAGUACGGGAAAGAUGCCACCAACGUGGGGGAUGAAGGUGGAUUUGCACCCAACAUCCUGGAGAAUAAAGAAGCUCUGGAGCUGAUUAAAAACGCAGUUGGCAAAGCUGGUUACAGCGACAAGGUUGUGAUUGGCAUGGAUGUCGCUGCCUCUGAGUUCUUCAAGAAUGGGAAGUAUGACCUGGACUUCAAGUCUCCUGAUGACCACAGCAGGUACAUCUCACCUGACAAACUGGCAGACCUGUACAAGUCCUUCAUCAGGGACUACCCAGUGGUGUCCAUCGAAGACCCCUUUGACCAGGAUGACUGGGAAGCUUGGAAGAAUUUCACGGCGAGUGCAGGGAUCCAGGUGGUGGGGGAUGAUCUCACGGUGACCAAUCCGAAGCGAAUUGCCAAGGCUGCGAGCGAGAAGUCGUGUAACUGCCUCCUGCUCAAAGUGAACCAGAUCGGCUCCGUGACCGAGUCCCUUCAGGCGUGCAAGCUGGCCCAGUCCAACGGCUGAGGUGUCAUGGUGUCGCAUCGCUCCGGGGAGACUGAAGACACCUUCAUCGCCGACCUGGUGGUGGGGCUCUGCACUGGGCAGAUCAAGACAGGUGCACCUUGUCGAUCUGAGCGCUUGGCCAAGUACAACCAGCUCCUCAGAAUUGAAGAGGAGCUGGGCAGCAAGGCCAAGUUUGCUGGCAGGCAGUUCCGAAACCCCCUAGCCAAGUAAGGGCUGGGCCUGCAAGCCCCUGAGCCCUUCACACUAGCCAGCUAAUCAGACCUCCCGCUCCCCCACCGUGAACGUGGGCAGCUCCGGGCCCCACUCCAGUACUGGCAGGGACCUCUGGUAGUCAAGACCCUCUCCCACCCUGUGAUGUUCUCACUGCUUCAUUAGAAUUGCUGCAGAAGCCAAGCCUGACCAUCUGGAACCCUGUUGGAAACCCUGGCUUUGUGAUCUUGUGAUUGGCCCAAGUCAUUGUUUUUCUCAUCUUGCUUCCCACCAACUGUCUGGGCCGGGUACGCUUACAAUGUCAGCCCUGAGGUAUCCACAGGAAGGUCCUCAGUGAUUUGGUGUGCAAAAUAAAAAAAGCCUCAGUAAUCGUAAAA
This is a messenger RNA of Choloepus didactylus (southern two-toed sloth), 1831 nucleotides long. RefSeq names its product enolase 1 (gene ENO1). The record is from RefSeq and is a predicted model, not a curated record. Gene Ontology annotation, biological process: glycolytic process. NCBI's taxonomy places the organism in Eukaryota, Metazoa, Chordata, Mammalia, Pilosa, Megalonychidae. The transcript is spliced from 12 exons. Gene Ontology annotation, cellular component: phosphopyruvate hydratase complex. Gene Ontology annotation, molecular function: phosphopyruvate hydratase activity; magnesium ion binding.